UGCAUCCACAGCAACAGCAUCCUCUUCCUCCUCAGACCAACCCUCGCUAGCUCCUAGCUGCAUCUGCUGCCAAGCUCCACCUGCUGUCUGCUACCUCGUCGGGUUGAAGGUCGUCCAAGAGCAUUUUGAAGGUUGACAGUAACCUUCGGUUGUGGGAAGAUGUAUCGGGCCAAGAGAGCCGCAUUGUCACCAAAGGUGAAGCGCCGUGUCGGCAAGUAUGAGCUCGGCCGCACCAUCGGGGAAGGGACAUUUGCAAAGGUCAGGUUCGCAAAGAACACUGAAACUAUGGAGCCUGUUGCUAUCAAAAUCCUCGACAAGGAGAAGGUUCAGAAGCUCAGAUUGGUUGAACAGAUUAGGCGCGAAAUUUGCACUAUGAAGUUAAUAAAGCAUCCUAAUGUUGUCCGACUGCACGAGGUGAUGGGAAGUAAAGCAAGAAUUUUCAUUGUUCUGGAAUACAUUACUGGAGGGGAACUCUUUGAUACCAUUUAUACCAAUGGAAGGUUGAAAGAAGAGGAAGCACGCAAAUACUUCCAACAACUGAUAAAUGCCGUUGAUUAUUGCCACAGUAGGGGUGUGUAUCACAGAGAUUUGAAGUUAGAAAAUUUGUUGCUUGAUGCUGCUGGAAACCUCAAAGUGUCCGACUUCGGUUUAAGUGCUUUAACUGAGCAAGUCAAGGCUGACGGUUUGCUGCACACAACAUGCGGAACUCCGAACUAUGUUGCUCCUGAGGUGAUUGAGGAUAGAGGUUAUGAUGGCGCAGCUGCAGAUAUCUGGUCUUGCGGGGUAAUCCUUUUUAUUCUGCUUGCCGGGUUUUUACCUUUCGAGGAUGAAAACAUCAUCGCUCUUUAUAAAAAGAUCUCAGAGGCUCAGUUCACGUGCCCCUCUUGGUUUUCUACUGGAGCUAAGAAGUUGAUUUCCAGAAUUCUGGACCCUAAUCCUUCAACUCGUAUGACCAUUCCUCAGAUACUGGAGGAUCCUUGGUUCAAAAAGGGAUUCAAGCCACCUGUUUUUGAUGAUAAGUAUGAAACUAGUUUCGAUGAUGUCUAUGCUGCAUUUGGAGACUCAGAGGACCAACAUGUGAAAGAGGAGACUGAACAUAAGCCAACCUCAAUGAAUGCAUUUGAACUGAUUUCGCUGAAUCAGGGACUGAAUCUGGACAAUUUAUUCGAGGCAAAGGAGGAGCAUAAAAGAGAGACAAGAUUCACCUCGCAAUGCCCUCCAAAAGAAAUCAUCAGCAAGAUUGCUGAAGCUGCAAGGCCACUUGGAUUUGACAUUCAGAAGAAAAACUACAAGAUGCGGAUGGAGAACCCGAAAGCAGGUAGAAAAGGCAAUCUCAAUGUUGCAACUGAGGUGUUUCAAGUAGCUCCAUCCCUACAUGUGGUUGAGCUGAAAAAGGCGAAGGGGGAUACUCUGGAAUUUCAAAUGUUCUACAGAUCUCUCUCGACCCAGCUCAAGGACGUAGUUUGGAAGUGCGGCGGCGAGGUAGAAGAUAACAGCACCGCGGCAUGAAGCACAUUUUGAGACUCACCGACCGAUCGGCGCUGGUUUUCCAUGUACAUAGUUCCUUGAUAUGUGGGAUGGGGCAUGGAGGGUGCGGAAUGGAUUGUGCAGACCAAGUUCUUUUGUUCGUUCGUUUGUUGAUGAUGAUGAUCGAAUAGGCUCCGAUGAAACAGCGGGCGCGCAGCCUGCUGUGGAAGAGCCUAUCUAUGGCUUCGUUAGUUUGCUUAUCAUAUUCAUGGUCCAGAGGCGAAAGGCCGUAUUGUUCUAAGAUUGUAUUGGUAGGAGGGUACAUUGAACAGUGCAAUGUGUUGAACUUUGUUUGUGCUGUAGUACUUGUAGCAUUGUAGUAGCUAUAGCCGGGGAGAUGACUCUAAAUAAAUAAAAUGCUGAUCCUUGCCGGCGA
This is a messenger RNA of Hordeum vulgare subsp. vulgare (domesticated barley), 1903 nucleotides long. Its product is annotated as CBL-interacting protein kinase 31. Gene Ontology annotation, biological process: signal transduction; protein phosphorylation. The coding region runs from base 160 to 1509 and encodes 449 amino acids. NCBI's taxonomy places the organism in Eukaryota, Viridiplantae, Streptophyta, Magnoliopsida, Poales, Poaceae. The record is from RefSeq and is a predicted model, not a curated record. The transcript has 15 exons. Gene Ontology annotation, molecular function: protein kinase activity; ATP binding.